Molecule: messenger RNA, 600 nt
Organism: Hyaena hyaena (striped hyena)
Lineage: Eukaryota; Metazoa; Chordata; Mammalia; Carnivora; Hyaenidae
Source: RefSeq, a predicted model, not a curated record
AUGCCUCCAGUCCAGAUGAGAAAGAUAGAUCCACUUCCAAAAAAGCAUAGACGUCUUAGGAAGGCUAUGAGGACGAGAAUAAGGAAGGGCAAGAGGAAGGAGAAAGUGGAGACCUUUAACCGCCCCCCCCCCAUCCUUCCAACAUCUUUUGUGCCACCACAAAGUGAAGAGGAUGAAGUGGUAGACACAAAGCUGGCUGUAUUCAGUGCCCAGGAAGAUGAUCGUGACCUUCCUAGUGAGGACAGGUUACUGAGUCAGCAGGAUGAGGGUGCCUGUGCGAUGCAUCAGGAGCGUCAGAUCGAGCCCUGUGAUCGCUCAGUGUUCCAGGAGCCGGGGCUGUCUUCUCGUGUAGUAACAUCCUUGGCAUCACCACCACUCUGCUUUGGUCGCUUCCUAAGCUGUGUCUGUCAGACCUUCUCGAGGUCUAGGAAGUGGAAGGCCCCCAGAAGAGAGGACAUGGAACAGGCUGAGGCAAGAGGUGAUGCUAAGGCUCUAAGACCUGCCCUGCUGAGGGGUCUGGGCAGAAACAGGGUGCAGCCUCAUGAAAGCCUGAAGCACGUUGAUGCCAAGAUGGCUUCUCCCUGUGUAAUAGUUUUGUAA